CAGUUAAACUCAAGCAGAACACUAUUCAAAUAAUACAGAAUAUUUUUACAUUUGUUACACAUUUUGUAUGUGAUUCCUUUUAACUGACCUGACCGAGAGUUCCUUUCAAAUUUCAUAGUAUUGGACAUAGACAAAUAAUACUGCGUGUGUUGGACACCCGAUUUCCGAUUCUCAACCGCGUACAAAGCGUCAGAAAAAUGAAACCAUCUACGCUAAUAUUGCGUCUACGCAGUAUUUGGAUCAUGUCCAGUUGGCUGCGGCACGAGGCUUUGGCCGCAGCUGCGAUGGUGGUGCGUCGUCGAGAACAGAAUCUGAAGCGCCUUGAAUAUGAACAGAAGCUAGAGGCUGAAGUGGGUCAAGUGGGCGUUGACUCUGAGGGUAAACUGCGUAUCGUUCGUGUAAUGGACGACUACAUUAUCCCGGCCGAGUGUGGUUUCUAAGUAAAGGAGCAAGGAACUAUCAAAAUUUUCGUCAAUUAUGUUAUACGCCCGAAUCUGGUUAUGAGGAGACGUUACGUUACGGGAUUCACAUAAACAGCAAAUAUAUUUUUGGGGAUAUACUCUUGGUCGGAUUAUUAAUAGACCAGUUCUCGUGACAGCUAAAUAACUCGAAACUCUAUAUAUUUACUUUUGGCAAUAUGUACAAAUGAUGAAUGAAUCUAUGUUUUUCCGAACUACUGUAAUUUCCACGACAAUAAACUGGAACCGUGGUUGUCCGUUCAAGAGUA
Drosophila novamexicana is the source of this 727-nucleotide messenger RNA. RefSeq lists its product as uncharacterized. The transcript has a single exon. Bases 198 to 440 code for a protein of 80 amino acids. The record is from RefSeq and is a predicted model, not a curated record. Lineage: Eukaryota; Metazoa; Arthropoda; Insecta; Diptera; Drosophilidae.